ACAGACGCCAUGACUUCUACCGUAGCCGGAGCAGAAAAUGGAUGAUUCCUUCUGUAGCUGAGCGGGCGUGUGUGUUUCUCUGGCGGGAGGUUUCACCUGCAUACCCCGGAAAGAAGGAGUCGAACCCGGGCAUCGGUUCACUGCGAGCAGCCGAGGAGAAACCAGCAUGAGCAGUUUGUCGCUGCUGGAGGUAGCCAAGUGCUAGCAGGCUAAUGCUAGCAGUUGCUAGGCUAGGCUAGCGCUACAAUAACAACCGGGGAAAUAAAACAAAAUACACCAGCUGUCUCCUGCGCAGCUGGAUGAAAGCGAGAGAACUCGGGGCAACGGCUGCACCUUCAGGUAUGGCCUGGGUUUGAUUCUGACGGUGCUGGUGAUGGCAGAAGGGACAGACAGUGUCGAAAUGCCCUCCUUUGACCCAAGUCCUAGUUCUGAAGCAAAAAAGAGACCUUCUUCUUCUUCUGAUGGCAGAGACGAGCCCAUGAGGAAAAUGCCUGUGUCAAAAUUUGGUUCCAGACCUCGAUUCGAGCCGGUUCACUUUGUCAGUGGUGGGAGCAGCGGAGGACCUGGCACCGACGAGAAGGAGAACGACAAGGAGCGCAGGAGGAGUGAGUCAUACGGAAUGAGACAGUGGGAACCUGAGCACUCCUCCUACGGCAGCACCAGCAGACCACAGGGCUCCUCCUCCCAGAGGUCUGCUUUUGACAGAGUGCCAUCGUACGCGUCUGACUCUUGGGGCUCCCAUAGAGAUAGAGACAGGGACAUUUCUUUAGGUGGUACGAGUGGCAUGGGUUAUGGAGGACGUGGGUCUUCUACAAACUUCAUUGCAAAAACACAGCAGGACUAUACAGCCAAGUAUGAUACCCACUCCUCUCGAAAUGCAGAGUAUUCUCAGCCCCAAAGGUAUAAUGGAUAUGGUGGAGCGGGUGGAGCAGGCAGAUCAGGAGGCUGGGAUUCAGGACGUCAGGGUUUGGGAUUCGGUUAUCAAGACCGGCCGUCAUCAAGCAGACCAUUCAGCAGAGUCUACAACAGUCCAGGCAGGAGCAGUCCGAGCACGUCUCAGCUGGGCCCUGCAUCACAGCCUCCUCCUAUAGCUCAGUCAACAUUGGAUGACAAGCAAAGGCUAAUUCAAAGUGUAGCCUCUGCGUUGGUCUUUGCUGCCAGGGACCCCGUGUAUAUGACCGGAAGUGAAUCACCAAAUUACAAUUUCAUGUUGAGCCGCAGCAUUCAGGCCUGCAAGACCAACCCAGAGUAUAUUUAUGUCAAUCUGAAGGAUAUCCCUCAGGCGGACCUACCCAAGAACAGGAAAGUACCAUCAGACGGUUAUGCCUGUGAGCUGCGAUGUCAGGGUGUGUUCCUCGCUACAGGAUACUCUGGCAGUAAAAAUGGGGCGAGAGACCGAGCGUCCGAGCAGGCUGUGAAACUCUUCCUGAAACAAGUUGAAGUUCGUGUUACACAGCGCAAAUUCAGACACUCGACUGUCAAUGACAUAGUGGUGUGCCAGAUGCACAGCCCGACUCCGCCCUUUUUACCUGCUCUCCGCAAUCCAGAGGAUAAACCAACGCCCAGCUCCAAAGGCCAAUACGAGCCGGACAAACGCAAGCACUGGACGGAGUUUGUGGUGAUGGACAAUGCCCACGACGCCAUCUGCAUUCUCAACAACUCUGCAGCUUUUAACCGCAUGAAGAUAGACUACAAGUACGACCUCCUCCCCAACACCGCUUGGCUGUGCAGUGUCUUUCUGCAGGAUGAGAUGGUUGCACAGUCAUUUGGCACAAAAAAGAGCUCCAAGCACUUAGCAGCCUCAGAGGCAGUGAGGAAACUUCGCAUGAACCAGGCACAACGAGAGCAGCAGCAGCAGCUACAACCACAGCAGCCCCAACAGUACGCCAGAGGAAACAACCCGUCAGAUUCCGCAGGACGCUUUGGGCACCAGGGCGUCAAAAAGAAGCAUCUGAGCGAGUUGGUUAUCCUGGAGAACUCGGACAAUGCUAUUUGUAUCAUCAAUGACACAGCACAAUUUAAUAAGGUGACUGCUGAUUACAAGUUCACUGUCCUUCCCGAUCAUCGCUGGAGGUGUGAGGUUUACUUAGAAGGACAGUAUGUGGCGGCAGGAAUAGGGUCCAAGAAAUUAGUGAAGCACAUUGCAGCGACCGAGGCUCUGCGGACUUUGAAACAGACGCAGGCCGUGGUCAAAUCCAACCUAAGAAAAGAGGGUCACAACGACGCCAUAUCCAGAUCCCAGAUCCUGGCUCGCUCUGGUCAGGAGGCCACAAGACAGGAGAUAAAAGAAGACAACAUCGGAAACCAGCUGCUCCGCAAGAUGGGCUGGAAAGGCGGCGGCCUGGGUCGAGAUGGCGAGGGCAUCGCGGAACCUAUCAAAGUGAAGGAGCAGUUUUCCAGAGAGGGGCUGGGUAUGGACAUGGAGAAAGCAGGAAAUCAACUGAGCAAGCGUGACAUUGAGCACAUCAUUCGUACCUACGCUGGUUCAGACCGUCAGGAUGAUCUCCGCUUCUCCACCGACCUCACCAACGACGAACGCAAACAGAUCCACCAGAUAUCUCAGAAAUACGGCCUGCGGAGCAAGUCGUACGGACAGGGGUGGCAGCGCUUCCUCAUUGUCAGUCGCAAAGUACACAAAGAUCAGCUGAUUGGUCAGCUCCUGCAGGAAGGACAGGUGGGACGAUACGAACUCGUGAAACCUCAGGCCUCUCACUAAUUUGCAUGCAAAGCAAAAUGAGGGGGGAAAAAGGCAAAAACUCAUCAUUGGCUUGGACUUCAGAGUAAAUCACAUUUAAUACAAACUGAUUCGUUCCAACUUGUGGGAAAGUUACAACACUCAUCCAGUGAGAAUCGUUCAGGUAUCACCUGUGGUUUCUGCAUUCCUUUGCCAUGUAAAGUAUCUUAGCUUUAGCAGGAGCUGUAGGAUGAACUCUGUCUUUUUUUAUCUCCUGCCAUUCCACGUCCUGUAUUUGUUUCACUUUUGCACAAGCUUGUGUUCAGUGCUUUGUGGUGUCAUGUCCCAAUGAUGCAUCAUUUAUAUCAAAAAGUGACCACGAGGUUUUUGUCACAAAUAUUUUUUUUGUUCCGUGGCUACGAAGGAACUUGGCAGAAUAUGCAGCUUUUCACUGCUCGUUUGUGGACAGUUGGGUCAUGACAAGGGUUCCAGGCAUUAUUGUCCAACAGUAGCUAGCUACUCAUACCAGUCUCACUGUAGUGAUAUUUCUUAAUCAGCAAUACCUGCAAUGUUGUUCGCUCUGUCAACAGCUGGAGACCAUCCUACAAAUAGAAACCGCAUCCAUAACAGGAGAAAACCUCCACAUGGAAACUGUAAGCUGUGAUCUAUGUUCAGAUGUGUUGGUUUGUGUGAGUACAGUUUACUUGUCUGCUUGUUUUCACAGCUGUAAAAUCUGAAUAAAUUAAAAACUGAUCAACA
This is a messenger RNA of Limanda limanda (common dab), 3433 nucleotides long. RefSeq names its product NFKB repressing factor (gene nkrf). Bases 374 to 2716 code for a protein of 780 amino acids. Gene Ontology annotation, molecular function: nucleic acid binding. The transcript is spliced from 3 exons. Gene Ontology annotation, cellular component: nucleoplasm; nucleolus. NCBI's taxonomy places the organism in Eukaryota, Metazoa, Chordata, Actinopteri, Pleuronectiformes, Pleuronectidae. The record is from RefSeq and is a predicted model, not a curated record.